Molecule: messenger RNA, 4474 nt
Organism: Sphaeramia orbicularis (orbiculate cardinalfish)
Lineage: Eukaryota; Metazoa; Chordata; Actinopteri; Kurtiformes; Apogonidae
Gene: pik3cg
Product: phosphatidylinositol-4,5-bisphosphate 3-kinase, catalytic subunit gamma
Exons: 24
Coding region: 188-3565 (1125 amino acids)
Biological process (GO): phosphatidylinositol-mediated signaling; phosphatidylinositol 3-kinase/protein kinase B signal transduction; cell migration
Cellular component (GO): plasma membrane; phosphatidylinositol 3-kinase complex, class IA; cytoplasm
Molecular function (GO): 1-phosphatidylinositol-3-kinase activity; 1-phosphatidylinositol-4-phosphate 3-kinase activity
Source: RefSeq, a predicted model, not a curated record
UUGCCGACGGAUUUGACAACUUUCCUGUCUGAGUCAAAGUGGAGUGUUUCCUUAAUCCACACUUUGUUCACAACCUUCAGAGCAUUUUCACUGUGUCCUGUGGUCUUUUUAUGCUGCAUAAAUGCCGGCCCUUUCCUCCAAAUCUCCCGGUUUCGAUGCCUUCUCCGUCCGCGUUCAUUGCUAGGCGAUGGACAGGGAGCAGCAAAUCCAGCUGAGCGACGAAGAGCCCGUAGUCCUGCGAGAAGAGAACCGGAGGAGGAGAAGAAAGAAGGCCAUUACCUCGUCGUCCUGCACUUCCAUGGAUCAGAUUGCGGUUGAGUUUGUUCUGCCCACUGCAGCACGGGGAGGAAACAGUCCUGACACUCUGCAGCUGGAGGUUGCUGGAAACUGGACUGUAGAGCAGGUUAAAGCUCAGGUGUGGAUGAAGGCAGUGACUUCAAAUCUUUGUCCUGACUUUUACCAGCGGUUUUCUCCUGACCACUGCAUCCUGCUCUAUCAGAAAAAAGGCAAUGUGUGUGAGAUCUAUGACAAACAUCAGGUCUUCCAGACACUGGAUUGCAUUCGCUACUGGAGAGCCCUGAAGAAGGAUGUAGGGCGGAUCCAGCUGGUACCACGCCCACAGCCAUCAGACGAGUCCCUGCAGUACCAACGUUAUCUGAACUACCUGAUUGGAUAUGACGUAACUGACGUCAGCAACGUGCAUGACGAUGAGCUUGAGUUCACUCGGAGGAAGCUGCUGACACAGCGACGAAUUGAGCUGUCUGACCGUGACCCAAAGCUCUACUCCAUGGACCCCUGGGUGACCCGCAAGCCACUGCCUGAACACCUGCUGAGCAAGGUCUGUAAUGGUUUCAUCCUGGUGGUGAUCCACAUCAGCACAGCCAGCCAGACCAUCAAGGUCUCCAUCGAUGACACACCAGCACAGGUAUUGUCCAGUUUUUUUACUAAAACCGCAAAUAAAAGAGUUCUGUUGGGUAUCCCUGAAAACACUGGUGAAAAAGACUUUGUUCUACGUGUAUGUGGCAGAGAGGAGUAUCUUUAUGGAGAUAAACCUCUGCAGAACUUCAACUGGAUCCGUCAGUGUCUGAAGAAUGGUGAUGAGAUUCAUCUGGUUCUGGAGACACCAUCUGAUCCUGAAGCAGAUCUGGUCCAAAAGGAGGACUGGGCACAAGUUGAUGAUUGCACUGGAGUGGCAGGUACCCAUGAACAGCUGACCAUUGACGAGAAGGACCAUGAACGAGUGUUUACCAUUUCGAUGUGGGACUGUAACAGGAAGUUCAGAGUUAAGGUGCUUGGUAUUGACAUACCAUCUCUACCCAAAGUCCCAGAACUGGUUGUGUUCAUCGAGGCCAGUAUCUUCCACGGCCAGCAGCUGUUAGCCCAGGAAAGAACAACUUCAAAAACAUUCAAUGAAGAAGUGCUGUGGAACUGUUGGUUGGAGUUUAACAUAAAGAUCAGAGACCUGCCUAAAGGGGCACGGCUGAACCUCCAGGUAGUCUGUGGAAAGCAAGUGCAGACACCAAACUCUAAGGGAGGCUCCUCUUACCCAGAUAGCCCAGCAGGAGGAGGCAGCCAUGAUGGAAAGACCAAAAGUCGUCUCCUGUACUACGUCAACCUGCUGCUCAUCGACCAUCGCUCUCUGCUUCGCCAGGGCGAAUUCAUCCUCCACAUGUGGAAGAUGCCAGAGAAGAGUGAAGAGAGCAGCAGCAGCAGCAUCAACGCAGACAAGCUCACCUCGGCAACCAACCCAGACAAAGCCUCCUCCAUGGCCAUCACCAUUUUAUUGGAUAAAUACUGCUACCCUGUGGUGCUGCCCAAGAGCCGAGAUGUGUGCAGGGACGGUGGGACUUGGGGUGAGGAAGCUGAAGGCGGGGAGCGAGGACAGAGAGAGAUGCCGAACCACUUGAAGAAACAGUUUGAGGCCAUUGUAGCUACUGACCCCCUGCACCCACUGAGCCCUGAGGACAAGGAGCUGCUGUGGCAUUUCAGGCAUGAGUGUAUGCGUCACCCAAGAGCCUAUCCAAAGCUGCUGGGCUCAGUCCGAUGGGGCAAACAAGAUGAUGUUUUAGCAACACACCGUCUGUUGGAGCGCAGCAGUGCGUGGGACAGCAGUGGUCUGGAUGUUGGUCUGGCCAUGCAGCUGCUGGACUGUCACUACUCAGAUGCUCAGGUUCGCUCAAUGGCGGUCAGGAAGCUGGAAACCCUGGAGGAUGAUGAUGUGCUCAGAUACCUUCUACAGCUUGUACAGGCGGUCAAGUUUGAGCCUUACCAUGACAGUGCACUGGUUAGAUUCCUGUUAAAGAGAGCUCUGAGGAGUAAGCGUAUAGGUCAUUUUCUCUUCUGGUUCCUGCGCAGUGAGAUCGCCCAGUCCAUGCAUUACCAGCAGAGAUAUGCUGUCUUGCUGGAGGCCUACCUCAGAGGGUGUGGUGAGGCCAUGCUGCAGGACUUCAGGAAACAGGUGGAGAUGACUGAGGCUCUGCAGAAAGUCACCCGUGAGAUAAAGGCCAUGUCUGCAGACAAGUAUGAUGUCACUGCACAAGUGGUGUUUCAGUUGCGUCAGAAGCUGGAGACUCUGCAGUUGUCUGGUCUGCCGGAGAGUUUCAGAGUCCCUUAUGAUCCAGGACUCCGAGCUGGAACCUUGCUGAUAGAGCAGUGUAAAGUCAUGGCCUCUAAGAAGAAGCCCCUGUGGCUGCAGUUUAAAAGGGCCGACCCCAGCACCCUCUCUAAAGACCCCAUUGGCAUCAUCUUCAAAGAUGGUGAUGACCUCAGGCAGGAUAUGCUCAUCCUGCAGAUUUUACUGAUCAUGGAGUCCAUCUGGGAGACUGAAUCACUGGAUCUCUGUCUGUUACCAUACGGCUGCAUCUCCACUGGCAACAGGAUAGGUAUGAUUGAGAUUGUAAAGGAUGCCACUACUAUUGCUAACAUCCAGCAGAGUGUUGUGGGAAGUACUGGAGCUUUUAAAGAUGAGAUCCUUUAUCAGUGGCUCCGAGAUAAAUGUGUCAGUGAGGACAAGUUCCAGCAGGCUGUGGAGAGGUUUCUGUAUUCCUGUGGGGGCUACUGUGUCGCUACCUACGUCCUGGGUAUUGGGGAUCGCCAUAACGACAACAUCAUGAUAACCGAAUCAGGGAAUCUCUUCCACAUUGACUUUGGUCACAUCCUGGGGAAUUAUAAGAGCUUCAUGGGAAUCAGUAAGGAGUGGGUUCCCUUUGUGCUGACACCAGACUUCCUGUAUGUCAUGGGAACAUCGGGAAAGAAAAGCAGCCCACACUUCCAGAAAUUCCAGGAUGUGUGUGUGAAGGCUUAUCUUGCACUUCGGCACCACACUAACCUGCUCAUCAUCCUCUUCUCCAUGAUGCUCAUGACUGGAAUGCCACAGCUAACCAGUAAGGAGGACAUUGAAUACAUCCGCGAGGCUCUGACUGUUGGCCGCUGUGAAGACGAUGCACAGCGCCACUUACUGGACCAAAUAGAGAUCUGCAGGGAGAAAGGCUGGAUGGUUCAGAUCAACUGGUUUGUUCACCUUGUGCUCGGGAUCAAGCAGGGUGUAGAGAAACGGUCCACUUAGGACUCAGAAUGAGUUAGGAACAGAUGACGCUUCAAAGAUUGUCCCUAAGGUGUUUUGUAUUUGUUUACAAAUGUUGUAUAGCAGGGUUCCUUAUGGGUCUGAGCACUUGAAAACACACAUUUUGUAUUUUCAUCUUAAAUGUAACAAGGCUGAAGACAGUCCAUCAGAACUAAUUACUUAGACCACGAAGAAAUUAGUGAAGAAAUGAAGGAUGGAAAAAGAAGAGGAAUUAAAUCUGUAUGUAUGCAGACUCAACAUGAAACCAUGCACAGAAACGGCACUCACUCACAUAAACUGUAUAGUCUGUAUUUAUUUUAAUGUCCCAUUGCGGGUCUUUGGAAAAUAUGGCUUGAAUAAGUUUACUCUAUAAGUAAAGACUUGUUCCGUUUCCUCUUCUCUCAGGCUUUUUAAAGUCAGGCUAGUUCCGCUUUCUAGUUGCUCUAUUCAGAGUCAUUUCCUGCUCAGGAAACACAUUUUUGACGUUUCCUUUAUGUUAAUUGUGUUUUAUAUUUUAUUAAAAAAAUGUUUGUCCUGCUGAAGUGGAGUAGCAUUAACCUUCGAUGUGAAGAGGAUGUGAUUGAUUAAACGUUGAAGUCUGUCUGAAAUACUGUAUUUACAUUUAGCUAUAUUUAAUAUAUAAAACUGGUUAAGAUAAUAAGUAUGAUAAAAUACCAUACAAAUAAAAUAGCCAGAGAUUCAGCAUAAUGUAACAUUAAUUAAAGUGUUAAAAUAUUGGUAAUGUAAUUAUCACUAUAACAUCUGAAAGUAUGCACUGCUCAUCCAUAAUUCUAAAAUAUAUUUGCCUGUUGUUGACAUUCAGCAUAUGCUGGCCAGUGCUUUUGUCACUUACCUCAGUGAGAGGUAAAUAAAUCUGUAAACACCACUUAAUUUUAACAUCUUUAUGUAAAG